Molecule: messenger RNA, 870 nt
Organism: Prorocentrum cordatum
Lineage: Eukaryota; Dinophyceae; Prorocentrales; Prorocentraceae
Source: the annotation of a GenBank genome assembly
UCUUCCCACUCGGAAGUGUAUCCCCUGCGGUAUCGUAUGACACUCGACAGUGGCCCAGACUUCGCGCUCUUGUCUGGGCCUGCGGCGGCGACGGGCGCCCCGGUAUCCGGGGAGCAGCCGAAGGACCAGAAGAAGCGGGAGUGGCUGAAGGUAUACGAGACGUUGCCCGCGCAGUUGCUCAGCGCGCAUGGGCCUUCGAAGUUCGCCAAGUUGAAGGACGGGCAGGUAUGGGCCCAGAUGCAGGGGCCGCUGAAGAGCGGGGCCGUAUGGAUGUCGGAGAUGUGCAGCAAGGAGCCGGAGCGGAGGGGUGUCGGUAUUAACCGUUUCAUUCACGCGAUGAAGACCUUCUGCGAGCAUCAAAAGGAUCCCUCGGUUAUGGCGCACAACAAGGCGGUAUUGAAGGAGCAGAUGUAUAACGAUCUGUACAAAGAGAUUGAGGAGAUCCCCCCGGCCUUGCAGUAUUGUUUGGCACCCAAGAAGCAGCCUGAGAAGAAGGGUGCUGCUCUCCUCCGUGCGAGCGGCACGGACGAGGCGGUGCAGGGGACCGCGAAGACGGGGCCGGAGUUGGACAAGUAUGCGAAGCAGGUCUAUGACUGGCUGGACAAGACUAAACUGUCGCGAGUUCGUAUGAUGGCCAAUUGGCAGAGUUGCGGGGGGUUGGCCUUUGUGGCUCAGUGCCACCAUCGGGCGACCACCUGCUUCAGGUAUCACGGCAACAGCUUUCACGGAGCUGGUCCAGCGCAGCAAGAGGUAUCACUUCAAGAGUUCCAGGCCGCUGUGAAGCUCCGCCACUCGGUCGGCCACAACGGUAUGGACGUGGAGGGGGUGAGCGAGGUCUCCGGCGUCAACGACUUCGGGAACGCUUCCUGA